Molecule: messenger RNA, 1152 nt
Organism: Ramularia collo-cygni
Lineage: Eukaryota; Fungi; Ascomycota; Dothideomycetes; Mycosphaerellales; Mycosphaerellaceae
Exons: 2
Coding region: 1-1152 (383 amino acids)
Biological process (GO): lipid metabolic process
Molecular function (GO): phosphoric diester hydrolase activity
Source: RefSeq, a predicted model, not a curated record
AUGCGUACACAAUUUUUCCUGCCUUGGGUCGCCACACAUGGCCUUUUGGAGCAGACGGCGCUCGCGAACAAGCCCCAUAGUCAUGACAGCAAGCUGCAUAUGAACCAGAUCCAGGUCGUCGGAACUCACAACUCGUACCACCGCGAGAUCAACCGCUCCGAACGCGACGUCUUCGAAAAAUACGUGCCAAAUGCGGAGAAUCUGUACUACUCUCACUCCAGCUGGGCCGACCAACUUGAUCACCAGUCUGUUCGAUCCCUCGAGAUCGACCUCCAUUCCGAUCCCAAGGGAGGCAUAUAUGCUUUCCCCUUGAUUUGGAAGCUGAGCAACCUCACCAAUGAGACCGCACCCUUUCAUGACAUCAACAUGUACAAGCCAGGUCUCAAGGUCUUUCACAUAAAGGACAUAGAUACUAAUGCGAUCUGCCACACCUUCACCGAGUGUCUGUCGCAAUUGAACACCUGGUCGCAGGCCAAUCCGAGCCACCUACCCCUCACUAUCGACUUGGAGCUGAAGACAGACGCACCCGCAUGUUCCGCUGGUGGUGUAUGUGCGCAAGAGGCAUUGAGUUGGACGCUUCCUCAAAUUCUCGACGUAGAUGCCGAGAUACGUUCGAUCUUAUCGCCCGAGAAGCUCAUCGUUCCAGACGACCUUCGUCGUCCUGGUAUGACUUUGGAGCAAUCAGUUUUGAAGCAUGGCUGGCCAACACUUAAGCAAUCUCGGGGAAAAUUCAUGUUCUACUUCGAUAACGACCCGGAAUCGGACGCCAACAUCCGACCUUUGUACAGAGCAAAUGGUCACGAAUCACUACAGAACCGGACAGUYUUCACGAAUGCAGUGGAGGGUGACGCCGACGCUGCAUUCAUCAAAUACAACUCGCCAAACGUGACCGAAAUACAACGGCUGGUUCGUAAAGGCUAUCUUGUGAGGACCCGGGCAGACGAACCGAUCACUACGGUCGUGUCUCRGAACACAACCAUGCGUGAUAAUGCCUUUCAGAGUGCGGCGCAGAUUGUGUCUACAGACUACCCGCAGUACGGCAUGUCAACAAGAUGGGACUCGGAUUAUGCUGUGCAGUUGCCGGGAGGACUUGUUGCGAGAUGUAAUCCUGUCACCGCGCCGCGCUGGUGCCGUGAUACGAUGGUACAAUAA